AUCUACGGAAAUUACUGGCUCUGUCUAUCAGUAAAUUAUAUGCACAGCCAUCUUGUUCGCUAAUUUACAUGCUCUGUGCAACUCAACUAGUGCGGUGCUAACGAUUUCAGCUUCUCCGAUGGUUUUACCAUAUGGAAAUCCACCCAAUAACAAUAUGUAAUCCUUCUUCCCUUCUCCAGGUGAUGAAUCUACUCCUAAUUCGGCAGAUGCAUUUACAGCAGUCCCAAGCGCAGGCCAGUUUGUUGGCAAACAUUGAAGAACUGACGUGCAAGUCCAUUUUUAUUCGGUAUUCUUGAGAAUGUUCAUCUUGUAUCAAUACUUCUUUUGGAUAACACGUUGAUACGUUUUAUUAAUAAACAUAGAUAACAUCUAACCGAUGUCAUACGAGACCAGAGUUUCUUCACAACAACAGGGGGUAGUGCCAACUUGUAUAAUUGUAAUUCUCACAACAUUUGCAAACUCGUUGACCAAUGUUUGACUUUGGAAGGGCGGGCAGAAGAGCUUUCUUUCUUGCAAACAGCUCCAAAAAGAUCCCACAUUUGCAACCAGUUUGUUCGCUCAGCGGGAAUCCAAAGCCACGAAAAUCCCCCGGGAACGAAAGAAUGAUGAAUGAAUGAAGAUUUCAAAAUCGAGUUUUUGUCGCAUCCGCAGGCACCAAUAUUCGGUCGCAGUUAACAACCUCAACCUUGCAACCUGGUUCAACAAAUACGUCGACAAAGACGAUGUCGCUUCCUGGAACUCCGUCAUUGCCGACUUGGCCCGGAGCGGCGACUCCCUCGAAGCCCUCCGGGCAUUUUCGUCCAUGCGAAAGCUUUCCCUCAGACCAAACCGCUCCUCCUUCCCCUGCGCCAUCAAAUCCUGCUCGGCUUUGCUGGACCUUCACUCCGGCAAGCAAGCUCACCAGCAGGCGUUGGUCUUCGGCUUUGAGUCCGAUCUCUUUGUCUCCUCUGCACUCAUCGAUAUGUACUCCAGAUGUGGUCGAUUGACGGAUGCAUGGAAACUGUUCGAUACAAUUCCUCACAGGAACGUGGUUACUUGGACGUCAAUGAUCACCGGGUGCGUCCAGAACGACGAUGCCUGCCAAGCCUUGGCUCUCUUUAAAGAGUUGUUGAUUGAGGAAAUUGACAAUGAGGAUGUUUCUUUAGAUCCUGUUGUACUGGUUUCUGUUCUGUCGGCUUGUUCUCGCGUGUCAAGUAAGGGACUUGCUCAAAGUGUUCAUGGGUUGGUGGUGAAGAGAGGCUUUGAUGGGGAUUUAUGGGUUGGGAAUACUUUGAUGGAUGCAUAUGCCAAAUGUGGCGAGCUCGGUCUUGUUAGAAAGGUGUUUGAUGGAAUGUCUCAAAAGGAUUUGGUUUCUUGGAACUCCAUGAUUGCAACUUAUGCACAGAGUGGAUUAUCUUCUGAGGCAUGGCAAGUCUUCUACGGGAUGGCAAGGGAUGGUGACGUCCACUACAAUGCGGUGACGUUGUCCACUUUGUUAUUAGCUUGUGCACAUGCUGGGCCUCUGCUAGUUGGGAAGUCUAUACAUGAUCAGGUUCUGAAAAAGGGCUUGGAAGAGAAUGUGAUAGUGUCUACCUCUAUUAUCGACAUGUACUGCAAACGUGGGAGAGUUGACUUGGCAAGGAAGGCAUUUGAUUGCAUGAAGGAGAAGAAUGUCAGGACAUGGACUGCCAUGGUUGCAGGUUAUGGAAUGCAUGGCCAUGCCAAAGAAGCGUUGGAGGUCUUCUAUAAGAUGAUAAGAGAUGGUGUGACACCAAAUUACAUAACAUUUGUGUCACUUCUAAAUGCUUGCAGCCAUGCUGGUCUAUUAGAACAGGGUUGGUAUUGGUUUAAUGCCAUGAGCCGCAAAUUCGGUGUAGAACCUGGAAUUGAGCACUACGGGUGCAUGGUUGAUCUUCUUGGACGUUCUGGUGAUCUUAACAAGGCUUAUGAUUUAAUAAAGGGAAUGAGGAUCAUGCCAGAUUGUGUUGUCUGGGGUUCGUUUCUUGGGGCUUGCAGGGUACACAAAAAUGUGACAUUUGCAGAGAUUUCUGCAAGAAAACUAUUUGAGCUUGACCCUCAUAAUUGUGGGUACUACAUCUUGCUUUCAAAUAUAUAUGCCGAUGCUGGGAGAUGGGAAGAUGUUGAGAGGAUGAGAGUACUCAUGAAGAAUCGUGGGUUGGUAAAACCUCCUGGAUUCAGUUUGGUUGAACUGAGAGGUAUUGUGCAUUUAUUUUUAGUUGGAGACAGAGAGCAUCCUCAGCAUGAGAAGAUUUACGAGUAUUUGGAAAAACUGACAAUCAAGCUGCAAGAGGUUGGCUAUGCACCCAAUAUCAGUUCAGUUCUUCAUGACGUUGAUGAGGAAGAGAAGGAAAUGGUCCUAAGAGUACAUAGUGAGAAGCUGGCCGUUGCCUUUGGAAUCAUGAAUUCUGUAUCUGGUGCGACGAUUCAGAUAAUCAAGAAUCUUCGAGUUUGUGCCAAUUGUCAUACUGUUAUUAAGUUGAUUACGAAGGUUGUUGAUCGGGAAAUUGUGGUCAGAGAUUCAAAGCGGUUUCAUCACUUCAGGAAUGGGUUGUGUUCUUGUGGAGAUUAUUGGUGAUGGCCCUGUAAGAAGAUGGCGGUUGCUAGGCAAAUUUGGCUCGAUAAACAGCCUCAUUGAUAAGGUGUAGAAUAGAUAGCACGUAAUGGCUCUCUAGGAAUGUUGUGACUACUAUUCAUAUAAUCAGUUUUGGUGAAACUGAAUGCCACUUCUGAUAAGAUUGUUUCUGAUCAACAGAAGACUGAGUAAAUUAUAGAUCAGCCUUGAUAA
Malus domestica (apple) is the source of this 2785-nucleotide messenger RNA. RefSeq names its product pentatricopeptide repeat-containing protein At3g26782, mitochondrial. The record is from RefSeq and is a predicted model, not a curated record. NCBI's taxonomy places the organism in Eukaryota, Viridiplantae, Streptophyta, Magnoliopsida, Rosales, Rosaceae. Gene Ontology annotation, molecular function: zinc ion binding; protein binding.